This is a messenger RNA of Lethenteron reissneri (Far Eastern brook lamprey), 2565 nucleotides long. It is a transcript of the gene TSLIG2, whose product is annotated as chromosome 23 C2orf49 homolog. NCBI's taxonomy places the organism in Eukaryota, Metazoa, Chordata, Hyperoartia, Petromyzontiformes, Petromyzontidae. Gene Ontology annotation, biological process: embryonic morphogenesis. The record is from RefSeq and is a predicted model, not a curated record. Gene Ontology annotation, cellular component: tRNA-splicing ligase complex.
ACGGAUGUCGUGAAACUAAUUCCAAAAAGCCCGCAGACGAUUCCGUGCAGCUCGCAACGUCAGAAUCUUUGUUUACACCGGAGGAGGAACCCGACGAGCUAUGAAGCUCUGUUCCACAGGUGUCCAGUCGGGGCGGGACAGUAAAUUAUAUCAACAAACAGUACAAAACAGAGACAAGGCGCGGGAAGAUGGCGCGAGGUGGCGAGGCCGCGGAGUCGCAGCCGCCGCCGCUCGUGGAGCUGCUGCUCGGGCCGCCCGCAGAGCAGCAGCGCGCCGAGAGGCUCUGCAGCGCCAUCGCGCAGAGGGGAGUGGCGGCUCUUGGGAGUCUGAGCGGCAUGGAGCACGCGCAGCUGGUGGCGCUGUACCGCGCCCACGUGCUGCCGCUGCCCCAGAGGGAGCUGAGAGGAGACUCGUACUGGGCCCGGCGAGUGACCCAGAGGGGCGGCACGCGCGCGGCUCAGCCAGCAGGGUCACCCGCGGGGUCACCAGCAGGAUUGAAACAUUGGAAUGAAAACCGCAAGCGGCCUCUGAUAGUUUUCGACGGAGCGUCGACAAAAACGGUGAUUAAAGUGCGGCGCGUCUCGGCAGAGGGAGGAGGCACCAAUCCUCCAGCCACAGAAGGAAAAGUCGCCAUCAAAAGCCCAGUGCCCAGCCUGGCCCAAGUCUCUCCCAGACUCCCGGAGCCCUCGAAUGGGGCAGCGCCUACCUCCCCGAGCUGCGUACUCUCGAAGGGUGCAACUGCACCCGGCGGCGACGCCGUGGGCUCGAUCAAGGUGAAGAGAGUGCCGAGCGUGGACCCCAAACGCGAGGAGAAGUCGGUCGGGAGCCCUGAAGUGAAGUCAAAAAUCCAGCGCAUCAAGUGGCCCUGAUCCCCAGGGCCUGCGCCGCUCUCACACACCCCCCAGUAGUUUUGCGCGCUGCCGCCGCCGUGCGUGCAAACCGCAAGUUUUUAUUUUCAGGCGUUUUGUCGGGUUGUUUUUACGCAAGGCUCACACAGAGGUCACGUCCUUUAUGUUAUUUUGUGUUCCUUUAAGAGUCCCUCGUAUGUUUUUAGCACGCAAAGGCAUUGUUGACAGUGGUGUUGUACAUAUGUAGGGGGGUACGUCAUGUUUUUGAAGACAAAUGCCAUCCUUAAAACUCGGCCUAGCAUCGAGGCUUGUUGUUAAGCUCCACCUUGUGUGCCGACCUUCGUGAUGUUGGGAUUGGUUAACAGUAAGCGCAAAACUCAAGGUUGUGUACUUUUCUAAUCCUGUUUGGGAGAUUUAUUUCCUGUGAAACAUGGACGAAUGAACGUGUGGCUUCGACAAUGUUCACCUUGCUCCGUUUAAUGCAUACGGCGAGUCCUCGCUUAGCGCGCGGCAUUCACACACAACGCGCUUUCACUGACACGGUUCUUCCAUUAGGGAACACUUCUCGCACAACGCGGAAUGCAUCCCUUAACGCGGAUUGCUCAUCGUUAAAAUGCGGAACGCACAUCGUUAUUACGCAUUCCGUGGUCGACGAUGAAUUACUUUCUUGAGCUGCGCGGCCGAGCAGUGAUACAGUAUUCAGUAGCGCUGUGGUGCGCCCUCGGUUAUUAGUCCUGCCAUCUCACCGCUUGUACGUGGGUACAUCGUAUCUCGCCAAACUUAUUACGGGGAAGUUUUUUUAAAAGCGUUUUUUGCUUAAUGCGCCACUUUUCAGGAACGCAUCUACCACUACCGUGUUAAACGAGGACUUGCUGUAUAAAUGCUGGCCAUGAGCGACGGAAGAAUCGCAUUCAGCUGCAAGCACAUGAGCGUUGCGACCAUGCAGGUGGACUGGUUUUAAAUCGCAGCGUGCUAUGUACGUUACAUAUCCAAUGUAAUAAUGCAUGGGUGAUACAUGUACUUUGCUGUUUGUUUUCAGUGCAAUUACUUGAUUAAAUUAAUAAGCUUAACAGUUUAGUCUCAUCUCACGCUGGUUUGCUUCCAAGUUCUACGUUCUACUUGUGUUAUUUGAUCUGUCCGCAGUGACUGAACAUUAAACCUUUACAUCUUUGGAUGUCUUUUCAUAUAUAUCUUUGGGCGUCACAGUGGUGGCAAAGUAGUGACACGCGCAUCUAGGUUCGAUUUCCAACUCGGGUGCCGUGCGGAGCUUGUAUGUCCUCUCUCCUCCUGUUCUGCAUGGGUUUCCUCUGGGUUCUCCAGUUUCAUCCCAUAGCGAACACAACAGGCAGUGUAACUGGUAUUGACUAAAUAUCCCAAUCGUGAAAAAUGACUCAAUUGGGAUUGCACACAACAGCAACUUUGCAUAACCCCCAAAUAUUUUUAUGAACCCAUUGGCUUUUACCCAAAAAAUCCCGAAAAUGACCCAUUUACAGGAUGCUUUGAAUUUGUGGUGCAACUUGUAUAAAUACUUAAAUGUUUGUAACCAUAGACAGUCUUUAAAGUUUAUCUCUGUAAGUAAAGCAGUUGCUGGGUUGUGGGUAAACGUUGAAAUCAUACGAGGUCAACAUUUAUCUUUAACUUAAGUUGCUCUUUAAGGGCUUACACGGUAACAAAUGCACACGUGUUGAAUUUAAUAAAACGAAGGAAAUGGGCCAGA